GUUAUACAUAAAAAUAUGUAUUUGUGUGAUAUUAAGCUUAACAAAAAUCGUUAUGGAGUCUAAUACUGAGUCAAAGGAGAAAAAUGUGGAGUCAAACAACGUAGUUGAAGAUGUGAGCACGGAGGUUGAAAUAGAAGAUUGCUCGGAUAACAGCCAAAAAGUAGUUGUCGAAUUGCCAACUCAGAACGAAAUUCAAACCACAAAAGCUGAGACUAAAUUGGUUGGCAAAAAAAAGCAAGAUGAGACAGAAAGAAUUGAGGUAGUUGACGAAAAUAACACGGAAGGAUAUGAUCAUAGUCUUAGUAGUAAUGAUCUUUUGGAAACGGUGAUUGUACCUGAAAAAGUCGUAGAAGAUGACAGAGAAACAACCAAUACUUCGCCCAAAACGACAUUUACAGCACCUGUUGUAACUGAGCAACAGAAUGUUACAGAAUGCAAGUCAAAAGAUAAAAAUGAGAUCGAAACUUUAAACAAGAAAAUAGAGGGACAAGGUGAUAUCGGAUGCGCAGUGGAAGGAGAUAAGCCCGUGUUGGACGAAGAUAAUAUAGUAGAAAACAAAGAAGUUAAAUUAAGUGAAAAUGCUGAAACAGCCAUAGCUCUGUUAUCUGUAAAGCCGCAAAAUUCGCAGGAUCAAGUUGAUACAUUGCAACCAGGAAAUCAGCUAAAAGCGGAAAAUUGGAAUAAUACUAUUAAGGAUAUCAUUUCGGACAUCGAUUUAAAUAUAGAGCAGGAAAACUGUGAUUUACUUAAGCAACAGCAAAAGGAAUUACUCCAAAGACAACAAGAGCUUGUCGAACAAAUACAACAACAACAAUUAAUUGCUCAACAGUUAGCCGCUGAAAAUCAGCUUCACCAACAGCAAUUGGAACAGCGGGAAAAACUGAAGUCUGCCACACAACAGGAGACACAAAAAAUUACAAGUACGCCCAAUCAAAAGCCUACACCAACACCAUCUCUGCUUCAGGAAAACAUUUCUAAAUAUUCGACAGUCGAGGAAAAGAAAGACGAAUUUGGCUACACACAAAAUACAGAAACAUACGAAUAUAAGGAGUCAACGAAUGCUCCAAAACAUAUCGAUUUGCUCAAAAUCUUCACGCCAGCAGCAGAUGCCGAUGAAAUUGUUCCAAGAAAUCAUUCAUCCUUGAAGGAGCAAACUUAUCAGGAGGAAUUCAAAGAAAAUAAUUCGUCUCCUAACAAUGCAACACAACCACCAACUCAAAAAUCAUCACUUAAUCAAGUGCCUCUUCGAUUUUUAAUGAAUCCUUUUGGAAAGGUUCGUGACAUAACGUCAGUGAGCGACUCAUUUAAUAUUGAAACUGGUCUUUUGUCUCCUAAUAAAUGUGCGGAACUCGUGACGGCGUUACAGACUCAAAAAGGCAAAGGUGCUGAACUUUUUGCCAAGCGCCGCAGGAAAUCUGAGAAAUGGGUAGUUGAUGAUACAAAUACAGGCAUUGAAAGUCCAUCCGGUCUUCCAGAUUACCAUCAGCAGCAGUCACAGUUGAGGCCAGCAACAUCUCCGAGUAUUUUACCAGCUUAUUCUGAUGCCGGCAAGCACCGUGUACAAUUGAACUUGCAUCAGGAGCAAGUGCUAGAAAAAUAUGUUAAGCCUGGUUUGAAAGUAGUUAAAACGCCAUGGGAAGCAGCACUUGAGACUGGUUCAGCUAGCACAGCUUUUAUAGACGAUGUCCAACGAACUCAGCAUGUAAAAACACCAACAUUAACUCCAGUCCCAGUAACGGAUUAUAAAUAUAGGGACCCCAACAUUGCCGACGCAGUGGCAUACAAAAACGGCUUCAUAGCUGAUUACAGCAUAACACCCUUUCAUGAGCAAGCACAGAUAUAUUUUCCAACAGUUACACAAAACUUUGGCCAUAAUCCUCAACGAGCGUUGGCUUAUAAGCCUAGUUUAGCGAAAGGUUGGAAAGCGCCCAGUCCUUCACUACCAAAAGAACGUGGUCAGAAGGUUAUUGAUCCCAAUGAAUGCACUUAUAAAAUAACAUACCCACAACUAGUAAGCUAUGAGGUAGAAGUUGUAACUGAAAGUAAGAAAACCAAGUCGCUAGAAUUUCUUGAUAAAUUUAUGCGUUCUCCAAGCCCAAUAAGAGAUAUAAACUUAGAUUUAGAAGAUGUGGGUAUUAAACGACAACUGCAGCAAUUACAUAAUGAACAGAAAGUGAUUGAGAGUGACAAAAUCAAUAGCAAAUCAGAGUAUGUAAAUGUGAAUGAGCGAUUGGAAAGAUUAAAUAACUACAACAGUAAAUUAAUGGAAAAAAAGAAAAAGGAUACAAAACGACUAGAAAAAGAAGUUCAGAAUGGCCAAAAGAAAGACCGGCUAGAAAAACAACGACAAUUGAACCGAUCACCGUCAUUGGAACAUCAACACUUCAAAAAGAAACAAAACCAAGAAAACGAAUACGUCAAAAUUGCUGUUCGUGAACUAAUAUCUAACUAUAAGCAACAGCUAGUUAGGGAAGAGGACCGUGUAUACAACGAAGCUAAACAAAUAAAAUCAAAUCAAGUGAAUAUCCAUAAAAUUCAUGAAAAUGAUGCAUUAGAAAUAGCAUUAUCGUCAUCAUUGUUUAGAGAAAAUCGAAAGGUAGACGAUAUUUUGAGCGUAUUCGAAACUCAUCAAUUACAAAAUCAAACUGAAGAGCUAUAUCUACCUAAGGAGAUAUCAUUGGAAAGUUAUGCUCCAUCACCCGUGGUAACCAUUAAAGGACCCGAGAACUUUAAGUCAUCUCGGAGUUUUGCAUCAACAACGCUUCCCAGAAUCAGUAGCUUUCCUUUGGCAAAACCAAAUACUGAUGGAUUCAGAAGUUACGGUGAACCAAACGGCAGUAGGCCAGUGCAGCAAGAAACUUCUCAGAUUGUGUCACAAAUAAAUUAUAAUCCAUCACCAUUACCUUAUGACAAAAUCGCAAAGUUCCAGAAUGUUGGUGAUCAAGCACAAAACAAUGACUACAACCCACAAAUUCGUCGACUAUCUAUGAAAUCUUAUGUAGACGAAAUUCAAAAUAUUCCGCCGACAUCAUUCGGAGAAAAAUCAGCCAGUGUCGAGCAGUUGACAAUUUCGCCAUAUCAUUCUAAGUUUCCAAAAACCGAUAUAAAUUAUAUUCGGACUCCUUCUCCUGUUUACACAAAACGAAUUAAUCCCACUGCUUUGUUGCAUGGUCAAAAUUAUAAUAAUACAGCGCGUGGUUGGAAGUCAAGUGGCAUAUGUUCCUAUAAAUCACCAUGUGAUAACAGUUUUAAGGCCUCCAAUAUUAGAAGCUGCGGCAUUUACCAACAGAUGCCUUUAACAGCGCAAAGUAGCUUACCUUAUACAGAUUUUUAAAAAAAUAUAUGCACUAAAUCGUGGAAUGUCUAACACGUUUAAAGAAAUCAACAUACGAAAUGUAUAUACUUAUUUUCAAUUAUAUAGGUGAUUCGACAUUUUAUACCCUAUUUUACAUCACAAGUACAUGAUAUUAUUUGCUUAUGUGCGCAAAUAUGUAUGCUUUUUUCUUAUUUUUACCCUACUGAAGCAAAGUAAUAAUAAUCCGAUCUUGUUUGUCUAUUUAUAUAAGCUUAUACUACUAUAAACGUGCUAUAAUUGAAUAUCAUUAACUCAGUGAAAACAUAUUAACACUGAUUCUUUAAACUUCGAUUAAAUUAUCCUAUACUUGAAUAAACAUUGAUUAAAACAUAAAAUA
Molecule: messenger RNA, 3692 nt
Organism: Bactrocera oleae (olive fruit fly)
Lineage: Eukaryota; Metazoa; Arthropoda; Insecta; Diptera; Tephritidae
Source: RefSeq, a predicted model, not a curated record